Messenger RNA from Procambarus clarkii (red swamp crayfish), 1363 nucleotides. RefSeq names its product triosephosphate isomerase-like. NCBI's taxonomy places the organism in Eukaryota, Metazoa, Arthropoda, Malacostraca, Decapoda, Cambaridae. Gene Ontology annotation, biological process: glyceraldehyde-3-phosphate biosynthetic process; glycerol catabolic process; glycolytic process. Gene Ontology annotation, molecular function: triose-phosphate isomerase activity. The record is from RefSeq and is a predicted model, not a curated record. Gene Ontology annotation, cellular component: cytosol.
ACACGAUUCCUCUUGCCCCACACAGUAGGCACUCAGGCAUUGCUCCUUCACCAGACAGCAACAUGACUGGCCCAAGGAAGUUCUUCGUGAUUGGUAACUGGAAGAUGAAUGUGGAUAGAUCUCGCAUCGACAACAUCGUUAAACUCAUGACAGCAGCAUCUCUGGACCCCAAUACAGAAGCCGUGGUUGGGUGUCCCUCGUGCUACUUGUCGUACGCCCGCCAGCAGCUCCCGCCCCAGAUUGCUGUAGCCGCUCAGAACUGCUAUAAGGUAGAGAGAGGCAACUUUAGCGGAGAGAUAUCUCCUGCCAUGAUCCAGGACUGUGGGUGUGAGUGGGUCAUCCUGGGUCACCCUGAGCGGAGGACAAUAUUUAAUGAACCAGAUCACCUCAUCAGCCAGAAGGUCGCCCACGCCCAACAGGCAGGCAUCAAGGUGGUGGCGUGUGUGUGCGAGACGAAGGAGGAUCGUGAGAGCCAGCGGACGGAGGAGGUGUUGUACGGACAGUUAGAGUCCCUGGCGGCCAGCAUCAGUGAUUGGUCCCGCGUAGUGAUCGCCUUCGAGGCUCUGUGGGCCAGUGGCACUGGCAUCUUGGCCACACCUGCACAGGUCCAGGAGGCACUCUCCAUGCUGCGGCACUGGCUACGUCACAACGUCUCCCACCACGUGGCCAACACAACUCGUAUCAUCUACGCUGGCUCAGUUUCCACCGACAAUUGUCAGGAACUGGCCAAGUUGAAGGACCUGGACGGAUUCCUGGUGGGAAGCGCCGCCCUCAAGCCUGAUAUUGUUGACAUCAUCAACGCGAGAAGCUCCCAUGUUGCAAGACUUGUUGAUAUCUUCUCCUCCUAUGAGCGCUUGUCUAGGGGAGUGUAAACAAGACGAAGUUACUAACGUCAUGUAAUUAAUUUUAUUAUUAUAUUGUUCAUCUGUAGUGAAUCUGCAGCUGGAACUGAUCCUAUCACCCAUGAGUUCCAUCACCCUUUCUAGUAUUCCAGUUCGCUAUACUUCAUGUGAAGCUCUUGUACAUAAGUCAUUUAUACAUAAUAUUUACAGCUUAUAUAUAUAUAUAUAUAUAUAUAUAUAUAUAUAUAUAUAUAUAUAUAUAUAUAUAUAUAUAUAUAUAUAUAUAUAUAUAUAUAUAUAUAUAGAGUACAGAUUUUUGUUAGUUAUUAAACCCAUUGUCUCCCUACUCUGAAAUGAAAACAAAUAUUUAGAAAAUUGAGGCUCCCAUUACUCUGUGAUAAUAAAAAAUGUAUAUUCAUUAUCACGACUCCACUUUGUGUUUGUGUAUAGUAGUUUAAUAAUUGUAUAUAUAGAUUUAUAUUUUUGUAUAUAAAACUCUUAAAUAAAGCAGAGGAAUUCUU